Messenger RNA from Fusarium falciforme, 972 nucleotides. RefSeq names its product Lipase esterase. The record is from RefSeq and is a predicted model, not a curated record. Gene Ontology annotation, molecular function: hydrolase activity. Bases 1 to 972 code for a protein of 323 amino acids. NCBI's taxonomy places the organism in Eukaryota, Fungi, Ascomycota, Sordariomycetes, Hypocreales, Nectriaceae. The transcript has a single exon.
AUGACCGGUCUCAGAUAUGAUCCUGAAUAUUUUAAGGCUAUUGAGCCUUUCAUAAAGGGUCGUAAAACUGCAUCUGCAAAGACUGUUUCCGAGAUUCGCACCAAUACGAAUAACAUCAUAAGCCAAGUCAUCGGCAACUCUCCAUAUCCCGCUGGUGUGACCGAAACCAUAUACAAGAUCAAGAGCUAUGACGGAGUCGAGAUCGAGUACACACGCUUUGCAUCCGAAGAAGCCUUAGCCUCAAAGGAACCUACACCAGCUGUAGUCUACUUUCACGGUGGGGCUUUUAUAGCCUGUAGCGUCAAGCUCUUUGCACCGCAAAUCGCUCGUUUAGCUGCCAAUACGAAUCUGCCGUAUUUCGCAGUGUCAUACCGACUGGCGCCGGAGCAUCCAGCCCCAGCUGGAGUUGAAGAUGCUUAUGCGGUUAUUCAGCACCUUUUAGAAUCUGCUAUUAAGUUUAACAUCGACCCUACCAGGAUUGCCGUCCACGGAGAUAGUGCGGGCGGAGGUAUCGCUGCAGGCGUUUGCCUACUUGCCAGGGACCGCAAGCUAGAGCCCCCUAUUGCCAAGCAAAUCCUUAUUUAUCCCAUGCUGGAUGAUCGAAUGAGAGUCGAGCAAGACGAUCCCAGUGUCAAAUUCAUGUCAUGGACACCGACUACGGCCACUAUCGCCUGGGAUGCCUACCUCGGAAAGGCUCGAGAAGGAAACGAUGCGCAAACCUUAUCUUAUGCAGCGCCGGCUCAGGCCACAGGCUUACGGGGCCUACCGUCCACCUACAUUGAGGUCGGAACAUUGGAUCUUUUUAGAGAUGAAGAUUUGGAGUAUGCUAGACGACUGGCUAACGAUCAUGUCGAAGUUGAGCUUCACCUUUGGCCGGGACUGCCACACGGAUUUGAUGGGGUUAUGAUCACAAGCUGGUAUAAGCGGUCACAGGAGAGUCGCUUGAACGCCCUGAAGAGAAUUGGAGUUUAG